AUGAAUUACGUGGGGCAGCUUGCAGGACAAGUUCUGGUUACUGUGAAGGAACUAUACAAAGGCAUUAACCAGGCUACGUUGUCAGGAUGCAUUGAUGUAGUCGUAGUUCGACAACAGGAUGGUACAUACCUGUGCUCACCAUUCCAUGUCCGAUUUGGAAAGCUUGGCGUCUUACGUUCCAAGGAAAAAGUGAUUGAUAUUGAAAUCAAUGGAGAUGCAGUUGAUCUUCAUAUGAAACUGGGUGACAAUGGGGAAGCUUUCUUUGUACAAGAAACAGAAGAAAAGUUUGAAAAAGUUCCAGCACAUCUAGCAACAUCCCCAAUACCCACAGAAGAUCAGUUCUUCAAAGAUAGUGAUGACCAUUUGCUGAAGUCAAGUGAAAAUGUAAGGAAAAUGCAAAACUCAGACAUUCCACAGAUUGUAGAAACAGAGCCUGUGUUUUCCUCUGGGUCCGUGAAGAAGAAAAAGCGGCGAAGAAGAAAAUGUAAACAAGAUUCCAGAAAAGAAGAUCUGAUCUCCUCUCCUGGAACUGAAGAAGUAUUUGAAAUGGAAAUCAGUUCUGAUGAUGAGAGAAGUAUUCAGCCUCUGAGAAAUUCCUCAGAUUCACCACCAAAGGAUGAAGAAUAUAAAGAAUCAUUAAUUUACCAUUCAAAAGACCAUUACCCCUUAUCUGAUGGAGACUGGUCUCCUUUGGAAAACCCUUUUAACCAGGCAGCUUGUCCUAAAAGUGAUUCAGAACUGGAAGUUAAACCUGCAGAGAGCUUACUGAGAGCGGAGUCGCACAUGGAAUGGACAUGGGGAGGCUUCCCUGAAUCAACCAAGGUAAGCAAGAAAGAAAAACUAGAGCAUCCUAGAACUGUCACACUCACCCCAACAGAGAAGACUCACUUCAGAGUCAUUUCCAGCACUGACACGGUGGAAGAUGACAUUUUGGUGAACAAUUCCGUUUGCAUGGUACUGAAACCCGAACCAAGAACUCAUCCUCUCCUUAAGGAGCUAGAUAUAAGAGACAGACUUGCUUCUACAUCGGCAGAAUGUGCUCUGGAAAUUCUUACAGACCCAUCUGCAUUGGAUACUGAUAUUCUUCCCAGUCCAUUAGUGGAUUCUCCAUCAGAAACUAAACAACUGGCAAAACUUGACUCUCCAUCAAAGAAGAAAGGGACACAUAAGAGAAGCCAGCACCAAGGGCCCGAUGACAUAUACUUGGAUGACUUGAAGGCUUUGGAACCUGAAGUUGCAGCUCUCUAUUUUCCCAAGAGUGAUUCUGAUCCAGGUUCCAGACAGUGGGUGGAAUCCGAUACUCUCUCUGGGUCACAGUCGCCACAAUCUGUGGGAAGUGCGGCAGCUGACAGUGGCACAGAGUGUAUGUCUGAUUCUGCUAUGGACUUGCCUGAUGUCACUCUCUCUCUUUGUGGAGGUCUUACUGAAAAUGGAGAGAUAUCUAAAGAAAAAUUCAUGGAGCAUAUUAUUACUUACCAUGAAUUUGCUGAAAGCCCAGGACUUAUAGACAAUCCUAAUCUGGUAAUAAGGAUAUACAAUAGGUACUAUAACUGGGCAUUGGCUGCUCCCAUGAUUCUUAGCCUGCAGGUGUUCCAGAAGAGUUUGCCACAGGCUACAGUUGAAUCUUGGAUUAAAGAUAAAAUGCCAAAAAAGUCUGGAAGAUGGUGGUUCUGGCGUAAGAAAGACAGCUUAGUUAAACAGCUUCCUGAGGCAAAGGAAGGGAAAUCAGAAACUUCAAAAAGUGAAGCUGCUAUGAAGGAAGAAGUUGACAGCCGGCCUAUAGAUGAUUCUUCUAGUGAUGAAGGAUCACAGGAACUGAAAGAAUCCUUGAAAAUAGAUUCUGUUUCGGUUGAACAUCCAAGCCAUGGGAAUUCUACCUCAUAUAAAAAGUCACUACGAUUGUCUUCAGAUCAAAUUGCAAAGCUGAAGCUUAGAGAUGGCCCAAAUGAUGUUGUGUUCAGCAUUACAACCCAGUAUCAGGGGACUUGCCGUUGUGCAGGAACGAUAUACCUAUGGAAUUGGAAUGACAAAAUCAUAAUUUCUGAUAUCGAUGGGACAAUAACAAAGUCUGAUGCUUUAGGACAGAUUCUACCGCAACUCGGUAAAGACUGGACACAUCAGGGCAUUGCAAAACUGUACCAUUCUAUUAACGAGAAUGGCUACAAAUUUCUGUAUUGUUCUGCUCGUGCCAUUGGAAUGGCAGAUAUGACGAGAGGGUACUUGCACUGGGUCAAUGACAAAGGAACAAUCCUACCCAGAGGGCCCUUGAUGUUGUCUCCUAGCAGUUUGUUUUCUGCUUUUCAUAGGGAAGUGAUCGAAAAGAAGCCAGAGAAGUUCAAAAUUGAGUGUUUAAAUGAUAUCAAGAACUUGUUUGGUCCAUGUGAACAACCUUUCUAUGCUGCUUUUGGAAACAGGCCUAAUGAUGUAUAUGCCUACAUGCAAGUGGGAGUUCCUGACUGUCGAAUAUUCACAGUCAACCCAAAGGGUGAACUAAUCCAGGAACAAACGAAAGGAAACAAAUCUUCGUAUUACAGACUCAGUGAACUCGUAGAACAUGUAUUUCCACUUCUUAAUAAGGAACAGAGUUCUGCCUUUGUGUGCCCAGAAUUCAGCUCCUUCUGCUUUUGGAGAGAACCACUUCCAGAGGUGAACGUAGAAGAUUUAGUUUGAACAGCAGUGCUCACACACCACCUCUUUCUGGAGAGAGGCCACCUUAUCCUUUGGUACCACAUGUCUUAUUAAAUACAGAAAAUGUCAUAGGUUUGGUACAAGCCAGUGUAAUGGAAGGCUAAUCUCUUUGUUCUUCAGGUAUCCUUAUUCAAUAAGGCACUGGAAUGCUAACUAUUCUUUUAAAUACCAGACCAUUGAGAGAUUAGAAAACAGUAAAAGGGUGGGAAUUUAGGAGCAGCUUUACAAUUUCAUAUAUACAAACCAUACUGGAUGCAUGUGGUGAAUUGUGUACUAGUCUCCUUAUUAUAUCAUCUUAAGCAACAAAAUAAAGUAUGUAGAACUGAUAUAGACACUAUUAGGCCCAAAAUAGGAAUCAUAUCCAGUACUCAAUUACUUAGGCUGUUUCAGAUGUUGUAUCUGAGAUUCUUGUGGUUAAAUUCCUUAAUGUCUUAAGAAUUUACUAAGUAAUUAAUGCUUGAUAGUCAUUUUGCUGCAUCAGAGAGUAGUGAUGGUUGAAGUGGAGAUGGUACUGUAUUAGCACAUUCUCAUAAUUACUUUGCCUUGUAACAUUUUAUUAAACCACACAGUGAUUGGGCUAUCAAAUAUGCCUUUUGUUACUUGUGACAUAUGUCAUAUAUAUAUAUAUAGCUUCUCUAGCUGCUAUAUAAAAUUGGAAAUCCACAGCAAGGUAAGAAAACCUUUGCUGAAACAGUUAGCACCUCUUUAGUCUGUGCACACUACAUAGGUCAGUAAGCAAAAUAUUCAGAAAACAUUCAGGGAUAAAACUCUUGUUUUGUAACAAAAAGGUAAUGUAUAAGAUUAGUCUUUAAAACUGGGACUACUCUUAAGCCUUUCCAGAACUCCGUGUAUCGGGGUUCUUCAGUCUGACAAAAGUGGCAUGGGACCCAAGUGGGAAAUUAUAAGUUUCAACUAUAAAUGUCAGUUCUGAUCAGAUGCUUUAUAUAUUAGUAGCAUAGUAUGUGCAAAAGCAACUGAAGUCCUGAUUUAAGUAGCCAGUUGUUUUACAUUCUCUCACUUUUGCAAACAGAUGUUAGUUGAUAGUUGCCUGUAAACAGCACAACAGAUUUGGCAAGUUUAACCUCUCCCCUUGCCAGGUUGUUGUAGUACAUCACAAGCAAAAUCAAACUAAUCAGAAAAUUUAAGUUUUUAAAAAGAUCACUAACUUGAAGUUAGCUAGGGUCUAGGAGGGGCAGAAGUGACAUGCUGGCACCACUUGGCUAUGACUGGUGCUUUUCCGGGUCACCCAGAAGAUCCAUACAAAUAUAUGAAAACUGCCUUUUUUGUCAUGUAUGAACAACUAGGUUUAACUUGCAGCUCCAGUAAUUCCUGAGGCUGGUGUUCUGUUGAGUCAGCUCCCAUAACAGUGCUGAAGCGCUAGGUGCAGCUCUUGUUUUUCUUAGUAGAAACAUUGCCAGGCUCCUUGGGCUCUCUCAUAAAGCCAGGAGAGAACUGUGGCUUAUUCUUCAGUGAACUUGUUCAGAAAACGUACCCAAGAAGAAUUAACUGGGAUCACUAGGUGUGAGCACAGCAUCCUCUAGGCCUUGAAAUUCCUAACUUUACAAUGGUCAGGCUGUGUGAUUCAUUAUGGCAACUAUGAUUCUCCCCCCUCCCAAAGGUAGAAUUAAUUUGACAAAGUACAUUUUUUCAGUCCAAAGAAAGUACAAAUUGCACAGUGCCAUUAAAACAAAGUCUACUGUACUAGAUGCAAUCCAUUUCAGUAGCUGGAACUUGUUCACUUUCCUGUUGUCUUAGUUUACAUAAAACUCUGAAAAUGUGAAAAAGUGAUUUCAGUGGAGAGAUCCAUGAGGUGUUUUUGACCAUAAUAAUUUCCACAAAGCUUCUGGAAGAAAAAUUCUCUUUUAUACUUAUAGCCUGGGAAAAUUUUGUUUGUAUGUUUAAUGCUGAAGAGUGCUCUUGAGUCAUCUUGAUCCAAACAUUAAUUUGAAAUAGAUAUGCACUUCUUAAAAAUAAUAUGCUAUUAUUUAUAAUGUCAAAGGUUAGAUUUGGAUAGCAUUAUGUGGAACUUUAAAUACUAAGUUUGGAUUUUACCUCAGUGACUCUAGAGCUGUCUACUGGUAGAGUGUGCCCCAGUAUUCACAAAAUCUUUGUUUAGAACUCCUCCUUAGUAUGUUUCUUUGUUGUAGUGGAAAUAGACUAUUCAAAAUUGGUAUUGGGAAACAACACUCCUACUGUGUCUAUUUCAGAUCUGCACAAGUUAGCUAAUUCUUUCCAUGAAAGAGCUGAACAUUUAUGUUAGUGGGGGGAAAACAGCCAUUUUAAGGCUGUUUCAAAAAUGCAUUUCCUUUUACUUUGGAAAUGUAUUGGGCAGCUUGUGCUGCAAAAAUUACUACUUGAAAUUGUUAUUCAAAGUUAAUGUGACAGUUUUCAAGUAAGGGGCUGGGAAAUCAUAGCCUAAAUCCUUGCAGCAUUGUAUAGGAAUGAACAAGGUAAACGCUGCCCAUUAUGCAAGAAAACAAUCAGUUAUUUGUAUUACAGUAUAAAGGUCUGGAUUUCUUAUUUCUUUGACGUGUUCAAAACUAGUAUUGGGGAGGAACCAAUAAAUUUUUAAGUACAACAGUGUUUUUCUUAAUACUUAAGAGCAGACAUGAUGCUUUAAAAUAUUACUCUGUAAAAUAAAUAAAAAUACUGUUUCAAGAAUUGUGCCCUCUACUUCAACAUGAUUCUUCAACUGGGGAACUCUAAAUUGAUUCCAUUUUUGCAAGUAUGAACAUGGAAUGUAAGCUGGAGAUUGAAGUUAAAAAAACCCCACAGCUAAUAUAGAGUUCCUGAAGGCAAUUAAUGCAAAAUAACUAAGAGGAGAAAUGUACUAGAAUGAAUAACUUAGGGGCUUGCCUUUUGGCCAAGCAAAUUGCUUUUGUUAAUCAGCAAAACUUAGACCGUUUUUUAAUGCUGACAGAAAAAUCUGCAUUUUGGUUGGUUUUGAAUGCAAAGGAAGGACAGAACUCUUCAGUAUAUUCUGUUUAAUUACUGAUAAUUGUGUUAUGAAUAUUUUUGCUUUGAUCUACUUUUGCUCAAUUAUUAAGUGAACAUUCCAGUACAGUGUUUUUUGUAAAAACUGAUCUGUUAGGAAAAUAAGUC
Gekko japonicus is the source of this 5790-nucleotide messenger RNA. RefSeq names its product lipin 2 (gene LPIN2). Gene Ontology annotation, molecular function: phosphatidate phosphatase activity; transcription coactivator activity. Gene Ontology annotation, cellular component: nucleus; endoplasmic reticulum membrane; cytosol. Lineage: Eukaryota; Metazoa; Chordata; Lepidosauria; Squamata; Gekkonidae. The coding region runs from base 1 to 2670 and encodes 889 amino acids. The record is from RefSeq and is a predicted model, not a curated record. Gene Ontology annotation, biological process: fatty acid catabolic process; triglyceride biosynthetic process; positive regulation of transcription by RNA polymerase II. The transcript is spliced from 19 exons.